GUAUAAAGGCUUGCUUGCACCCAACGCCACGAACCAGAUUCUAGAGAGAGAAGAUAGAGUGCAGUGCAGGUUGAUGCGGUAAUGGGUGGGCUCUCUCUUGUUUGUGGAGAAUGUGGGGCCCAUCUCAAGACUGUGGAGGAAGCGCAGGAGCACGCGGAGCUCACUUCUCACUCCCAUUUCUCUGAAUCAACAGAGGCUGUUCUUAAUCUAGUCUGCACCUCCUGUGGGAAGCCAUGUCGCUCAAAAGCAGAAAGUGAUUUGCACACAAAGAGAACUGGACACACCGAAUUUACCGAUAAAACUUUGGAGGAAGCAAAACCAAUUGAUCUGGAAAGUGCCCCAAAAGUGCCUCUGGUUCCUGGAGAUUCAUCAGAAGCCACAGCUAGUGGGAGUACUGCUCCUGAAGAUAUGGUUGUCCCUGAAGUAAAUAAGGAGCUGCUUAAGGAGCUUGAGUCCAUGGGUUUUCCAACAGCCAGGGCAAUGAGGGCACUUCACUUCUCCGGCAACAGCACUCUUGAAGCUGCUGUGAAUUGGAUUGUUGAACAUGAAAGUGACAUGGACAUUGAUCAGAUGCCUAUGGUACCUGUUACUAGAGUCGAGUCUAUUAAGCCAUCUUUGACUCCAGAGGAAGCGAAAGCCAAAGCGCAAGAACUGCGAGAACGAGCUCGCAAGAAGAAAGACGAAGAGGAAAAGAAAAUGGAGAGAGAAAAAGAAAAGGAGCGGAUACGGGUAGGCAAGGAGCUUUUGGAAGCAAAACGAAUUGAGGAGGAAAAUGAGAGGAAACGUAUAUUGGCAUUGCGGAAAGCAGAGAAAGAUGAAGAGAAGAGAGCUAGAGAGAAGAUCCGUCAAAAGCUAGAGGAAGACAAGGCAGAAAGAAGACGUAAACUUGGAUUACCACCAGAGGACCCUGUUACUGUUAGACCUGCUACAUCUGUUGUUCAGGAAAAGAAGAGUUCGUUGCCUGUGAGACCAGCUUCUAAAGCAGAGCAAAUGAGGGAUUGUUUACGGUCACUGAAGCAUAACCAUAAGGAUGAUGAUGCCAAAGUCAAGAGAGCAUUCCAAACAUUAUUAACCUAUGUUGGUAACAUAGCAAAGAACCCCAAUGAGGAGAAGUUUCGGAAGAUUCGACUAAGUAAUCCGUCAUUUCAAGAUAGAGUUGGGAGCUUGAAAGGUGGAAUUGAAUUUCUGGAGCUGUGUGGGUUUGUGAGGACCGAGGAUAGUGAAUAUUUGUUUCUAUCUGUGGAGAAGGUGGACAUGGCAAUACUGAACACAGCAGGGUCAGAGCUUAACUCCGCUAUUGUGAAUCCCUUCUUUGGAGUUCUAUAAGUGGAGAAGCUAUGUGGGAUUCCCUUAUUAUCAUUCUACAAGAUCUCAAAAAUUGAGGAUGAUUAUGGCCAGCAUGGGGAUCCUGUGCUUCGAUUGGACUAUAAAAUACAGUAUGUUUUGUGAUCUUAAUUUUUCUUUCGUGCUCUGUGUUUUUUUUUUUUUUUCUCUCUCCCCAGCCUUUCUUCUGGUAAUGUCCUCAUGUUUCUUUUAAUUGGCACUUGAUUGUGCUGCUCUAAUGGAUAUGAUGAGAAUAUAUCAGAAAGUCCGUACUUUCAUGUAGUUGUAGAUACUUUGUGAGGAUAGGUUAGUGUGUCCGAAUCCACAGCCUCAAGAUUGCAUCAAGAACUUGUGUGGCUUCAAAAUUGAGAAAGGAAUUUACGCCUUUAAAAAUCAUAUGAAUUUGUAAGACAUCUUACAUUUCAAGUUCAAUGUGGUAAUAGAAUAGGCAUUUGCAAGUGAAUCUUAUGCAUAUUGGUGGUCUCAAAGAAUUAUCGAUGUGCUGAUAUUUCUCGAACAUUGUAUUAUGAAGUGUUGCAAGGAUGUGUGCUUCUUGUG
This is a messenger RNA of Amborella trichopoda, 1881 nucleotides long. RefSeq names its product ubiquitin-associated (UBA)/TS-N domain-containing protein. Lineage: Eukaryota; Viridiplantae; Streptophyta; Magnoliopsida; Amborellales; Amborellaceae. Gene Ontology annotation, molecular function: protein binding. The record is from RefSeq and is a predicted model, not a curated record.